Messenger RNA from Erythranthe guttata (spotted monkey flower), 1194 nucleotides. The record is from RefSeq and is a predicted model, not a curated record. NCBI's taxonomy places the organism in Eukaryota, Viridiplantae, Streptophyta, Magnoliopsida, Lamiales, Phrymaceae.
UUAUAAAAAAGAAAAAUCAUUUAUUUAUAUGUACACUUCCCCUACAUUUUAUUUUUGAUGAGAAUCUUUUGCAUUAAUAGCAAUUUCGUGUGUGCACAAGUAAGGGAGUAAAGGCUGAUAUUAAAGCGGCAGGGGUUUUCUCUUUGUCACAUCUCUCUCUGGAUUCUCGCUCUCUGCACUGCACAUUUCACACGUCGGGAAAACGUGAAUUGUGCGUCACCUUCUCCGCCUCAUUAUUAUUCUGCUCCGCCUCUUCCGCUUUUUAAAUCACACUAAAUUUUGCAUUUCAAUUCUCUAGUACUACCGUGCUUUUUAGUUUUCCACCAUCGAUCGAGAGAUCAGAGGCGCGCGCGCGGCGGAGGACAAUAAUUUAUACAAAUGGGGAACUGCCAGGCGGCGGAGGCGGCGACGGUGGUGAUUCAACACGGCGGAAACAGGGUGGAGAGGAUCUACUGGUCCUUGAGCGCCGACGAGGUCAUGAAUUCCAACCCCGGCCACUACGUCGCGCUGGUGGUCGCCUCGCCGGCGGCGAGGACGGAGAACGGAACGACGGUGAAGCAGCUCAAGCUCCUCCGGCCGGACGAUACCCUGCUUCUCGGACAGGUUUAUCGGCUCGUAAGCUUCGAAGAGGUUAUGAAGGAAUUUGCUGCAAAAAAGUGCGCCAAGCUCGGCAAGCUGUUGAAGCUGAGAGGAGCGUUCAAUCUCGAUCAUACCAACAAAAAUCAGAAUCUCAACUCCAAUUCAAGUUCAUCAAACGGCGGUUCCACAAAGACGGAUGUACACCGCCACGUCGGAAGAAGGCAAAGUGGCGGCGGCAGAGGAAGAGGCGGUGUAGGGCGGCAUUCUGGUGGUGGUGGUGGUGGUGGUGGAGGGCAGUGGAGACCAGCUUUACAGACAAUUACAGAGCUUGGAAUUUGAAAAGCAAAAGAUUUGAUCAAGUAUCCAUGGCUCUUUCACUAAUAAAUAUGCAAAGAUGGAAUCAACUAUCAAGCAUCACCCUUUUUCUGUAGCACGUGAUUAUAUAUUCCAAUGGCCUUUUCAGAUAUGUAAAAAGAAUUAAUUAAUGCCUACCUUUUUUUCUUGAAUAGGAGGAUGUUUAGUGUUAGAUUGUGGGUUAACCAUGUGAUUAAAGGGGUAUAAGUAUCUUUGUUCCCAACUUGUAUAAUUAUUUUCGACCUUAAAUUAAUCUCAUUU